AUGUCGCGUUUGUGUCGCUCAGGACAUGCUACUUCCGGCGCCAGUACCAGAAACUCCACCGGCAACUACAAUCUCGUCGUAGACGCUCUCCUAGUCGGCGCCGCCGGCGGCCCUCCCGAUUCGCUCGCGAUCGUGAAGGGCGCCGUCUGCGUCUCCUCCGCUGCCGCCGCCCUGGCGCUGCCUGUCUCCGCGUCCGACUGGCAGCAGCGCGCGGGAUGGUGGCUGCUGCACGCGGAAGCGCGCCUCGACGCGUUCCUCGAAAACGCGGACGCCGCCACCGUCGAGGCGCUCCUCGCCGUCGUCCUGAACGCGACGCUUCCGCAAGGCGGCGGGCGCUGCGGCAGCGGAAGCGGCGCAGGGGCCGCAGGGAAAGGGCAGGGCAGCAGGCGCAUGGGGCUGGGGGUGGGGAGGCUGCUCCUCCGCGCGCUGACCUCCGCCAAGGGGGGACAGCAGCAGGGAGGGCAGCCGCAGGGGGGCCAGCAGCAGCCGCCGCCUGCAGGUGGACUUUCAGGUGGUUUCCCAGGUGCUGGGCCGAGCGGCGGGGUGAACAGCACAGUGACCGGAUACGCCGUGCUGGCUGGAAGUUCCGCGUCGGGAGUGACCUGGGGUGGGCAGCUGAUGGGGGUGAAAAUGCCCGCCGCUCCUUCGACUGCCUGA
Messenger RNA from Closterium sp. Naga37s-1, 657 nucleotides. The record is from the annotation of a GenBank genome assembly. Lineage: Eukaryota; Viridiplantae; Streptophyta; Zygnematophyceae; Desmidiales; Closteriaceae.